ACAAAUGGGACAGGGAAAAAUACCCAUCCGCCGGAUCGAGAACACAAGCACAAGGCAAGUUACCUUCGCCAAACGCCGUGUAGGGCUUUUGAAGAAAACCCAUGAGCUGUCCGUGCUCUGUGAUGCCGAGAUCGGACUUGUCAUCUUCUCCAGCUCUGGAAAGAUGUUUCAGUACUGCAGUCAAUCUUCCAGCAUGGAUCAGAUCAUAAACAAGUACCAUCUUGCCCGUGGGAUUCAUCCAGAAAACACUAACGACCCAGUGUUCUCUCAUUGUGAACAAAUGCAAGGUGAAAUGAGAAGAAUGAGAAAAGAAACUCACAAUCUUCAAUUAAGUCUGCAACGUUACACGGGUGACAUCGACCUGACGGCCGUCCAUUACGAAGACCUAGUUGAACUUGAAGGCCAACUGGAGAACUCAGUUAACAAGGUCCGAGCUCGCAAGUUUCAACUCCUACAGCAGCAACUGGACAAUCUUCAGAGGAAGGAGCGUAUGUUGGAAGAGGAAAACCAGCAAAUCUACCAGAUGAUUAAAGAGACACAGAUGGCAUGGGAGCAGCAGCAGGUAGCAAUUGCUGGACAUCCGAAGCAAGAAGCCGAACAUCGACAACUGCUGGAUCUUUUCGAUCCAUUUUCUGGAGAAGAGCAACCCAGCAGUUUUCUUCAACUAGCCCUUCUCUCCCCACGCUUCCAACCACCUUAUCGCCUCCAGCCUACUCACCCCAAUUAUCUUCAAGAUUUCACUCUUCAUGACAACGCCACCUAUGAGUGAUCAGAUGUACAUGCUACAAAUUUUAAUCUUCUCAUGAAGUGGCAAGAUAUGUAGAUGAGAUGAUAACAAGAAAACACCUUUAGUUUGGAUUUCUUAUCGC
Molecule: messenger RNA, 869 nt
Organism: Carica papaya (papaya)
Lineage: Eukaryota; Viridiplantae; Streptophyta; Magnoliopsida; Brassicales; Caricaceae
Product: MADS-box protein FBP24-like
Biological process (GO): positive regulation of transcription by RNA polymerase II
Cellular component (GO): nucleus
Molecular function (GO): RNA polymerase II transcription regulatory region sequence-specific DNA binding; DNA-binding transcription factor activity; protein dimerization activity
Source: RefSeq, a predicted model, not a curated record